GCAGUUUCACCACAGUUUCAGUAGGUAUUACUGGAUUCAAUGGUUUAUUGCCUCUUCCAGCCAUGAAUAUUUUACAUGUUACCUGUAUUUUAAUAUUCUGUGGAAGAAGUUGGAGUCAAGAGCAAACGUAUGUCAUUGCAGCCCCAAAGGUAUUCCGGGUUGGAGCUUCUGAAAAAGUAGUAAUUCAAGCUUUUGGGUACACUGAAGGGUUUGAUGCUACCAUUUCUCUCAAAAGCUAUCCUGAUAAAAGAACUAGUUACUCUUCUGGCAAUGUGAACUUAUCUCCAGGAAAUCAAUUCCAAGAUUCUGCAACCUUAACAAUACAACCAAAAGAUCUAUCUGAAGAAAGAGAUCACGUUUCAUAUAUAUAUUUAGAAGUUGUAUCUCACCAUUUCACAAAAGAGAAAAGAAUACCAAUAAGUUAUGAAAAUGGAUUUCUCUUCAUUCAAACAGACAAAUUUAUCUACACUCCUAACCAGUCUGUAAAGGUUAGACUUUAUUCUUUGAAUGAAGAACUGAAACCAGCCCUAAGAAACACUACUUUAACUUUUGUGGAUCCAGAUGGAGCAGAAGUUGAAAUUUUGGAAGAGACAGAUUUUACUGGAAUUGUCUCCUUUCCUGACUUCAAGAUUCCUCUCAAUCCUAAAUAUGGUGUGUGGACAAUUAAAGCCAAAUACAAAACGGACUUCACAACAACAGCCACUAAAACAUUUGAGAUUAAAGAAUAUGUGAUGCCACACUUCUCCAUCUCCAUAGAGCCAGAAAAUACCUUCAUUAGUUAUAAGGAAUUUGAGGAGUUCAAGAUUACUAUUAAAGCUAGCUAUUUUUAUAACAAGAAGGUCGCUGAGGCCGAAGUUUUCGUCCAUUUUGGGAUAAUAGAAGAUAUUGAACAAAGUGAGAAAAAAAUGAUGCGUAAAGCAUUGCAGGAGACAUUGAUGACAAACGGAGUUGCGCAGGUCACUUUAAAUAGUAAAACAGCACUUCAAGAACUAGAGAUACGAAGUUUGGAAGAGGUAGACAAAGCAUACCUUUAUAUUGCUGUAAUGGUACUGGAGUCUUCAGGUGGAUUUUCUGAAGAAGCAGAAUUUGUUGGUGUCAGAUAUGUCCUGUCUCCCUACAAUUUGAAUUUGGUUGCUACUUCUCUCUUCCUGAAGCCUGGGAUGACAUUUCCCAUUAAGGUGCAGGUGAAAGAUUCACAGGACCAUCAUGUAGGAGGUGUUCUGGUAAACCUGAAAGCACAUAUAAUUGACAAGAAUCAAGAGGAGUCGCCUCAGGAGCCAAUGAAAAGUAUAACAAAUCAAAAUGAUGGAGUGGCUUCCUUUGUGGUUAAUCUUCCAUCUGAUGCAGAGACAUUAGAGUUUUCCGUAAAAACCGAGGAUCCACAUAUUCCAGAAGAAAAUCAAGCUUUGAAAGAAUACAGAGCAGUAGCUUACUCUUCUCUCAGUCAGAGUUACUGUUAUAUUGACUGGCCAGACAGCAACAAAGUUUUGCUUGUGAAUGAUCACAUAAGCAUUACAGUACGGCCCAGAAGUCCUUAUAUUGACAAAAUAACACAUUACAGUUACUUGGUUUUAUCCAAGGGUAAAAUAGUGCAGUUUGGGAUUGUAAGGAAGCAUAAGGAUUCUUCCUUUCAAAGUCUCAAUAUCCCAGUAACCCAGGACAUGGUUCCUUCAGCCCGUCUUCUUGUCUACUAUAUUGUCACAGGCGAAGAGAAGGCAGAAUUAGUAGCCGAUUCAGUCUGGCUAAAUGUGGAGGAAAAGUGCGGAAACAAGCUUGAGGUUUAUCUCUCAAACCCUGAAAGUUCCUAUAAACCAGGCCAAGUCCUCUACCUUAAUAUGAACACUCAGUUCAGUUCUUACGCUGCUUUAUCUAUAAUGGACAAGGCUAUAUAUGGAAUCCAAAGAAAAAUCAAGAAGCCUAUGGAAAAAUUACUGCGAAAUUUAGAAAAAAGUGACCUGGGAUGUGGAGCAGGAGGAGGCCAGAACAAUGCUAACGUGUUCCAUUUAGCAGGACUAACAUUUCUCACCAAUGCUAAUGCUGACGACUCUGCAGAAGAAGAAAAACCUUGUCAGGAAGUUCUCAGACCAAAACGAUGUCUUCACCUUAAAGAAAAAAUAGAUGAAAAAGCUUCCACUUAUCAAAAAAGUCUUUACAAGUGUUGUGAACAAGGAGCACAUAAAACUGCUGAUAGUUGCAGUGUUAGAGCAUCAAGAGUUACUUCUAAGCUUGGUGUGAAGUGUGGACGAGUCUUCAAAGAAUGCUGUGAGUUGGCAACCGAAGUGCGAGCAAACUGUACUCACAAACACAUGUUGCUGGGGAGAAUAGGUUUUGAGACUCUGUUGGCGAUAGACACACCUGAAAUUCGAAGCUAUUUUCCUGAGAGUUGGUUAUGGGAAGUCCACCAUGUUAAUACAAGGUCCAAGAUUCCACUGUCUCUACCUGAUUCUCUAACUACCUGGGAAGUACAAGGCAUUGGUAUUUCCAGCAAGGGUGUAUGUGUUCCUGAUCCACUUCAAAUACAGGUGGUGAAAGAUAUUUUCCUGGAAAUGCACAUACCCUACUCGGUAGUGCGAGGGGAACAAAUUGAAAUGAAAGGGACCGUUUAUAAUUACAGAAGUUCCGAACUAAGGUUCUCAGUUCAAAUGUCUGCUGGUGAGGGAAUCUGUCUGUCUGGAAGUUCUUCACAAGACCCCAAAGGGAUAAAGCAUACAAGAAGUCAGUGGAAAACCAUAGAAGGUUCCUCAAUCCAAUCAGUUACAUUCAGCAUAUUACCGCUGGAAUUAGGUCUACAUGGUAUCAACUUUACUUUAAAAUCACCUUUUGGAUCGGAAAUUUUAGUAAAAACUUUACGAGUUGUGCCAGAAGGUGUCAAAAGAGAAACGCAUGUUGGUUUUACUCUGGAUCCACAAGGUGUAUAUGGUUCUAUUGCCUCCCGAAAGGAAUUCCAAUACAAGAUCCCACUAGAUGUAGUUCCCAAAACCAAAGUCAAAAGGACAGUGAGUGUAAAAGGAACUCUUAUAGGUGAGGUGAUUUCUGCAGUUCUGAGUCCUGAAGGCAUCAGCAUCCUAAGUAAUCUUCCUAAGGGUAGUGCUGAAGCAGAGCUUAUGAGUAUUGUUCCAGUAUUCUAUGUCUUUCAUUACCUGGAAUCGGGAAGCAAUUGGUAUAUUCUUGGCUCCAAAGCAGUUUCCGAAAGAGAUACCUUGAAGAAGAAGAUGAGAGAAGGCAUUAUAAGCAUCCUGUCAUACAGAAACAAAGACUAUUCCUACAGAAUGUGGAAGAAUGAGGAAGCCAACACUUGGUUAACAGCUUUUGCCUUAAGGAUACUUGGACAAAUAAAUAAAUAUAUACCUCAGAAUACAAAUCAGAUUUGUAAUUCACUAUUAUGGUUGAUUGAAAACUGUCAGUUGGAAGAUGGAUCUUUCAAGGAACUUUCCACGUACAACCCAUUCAAACUUCAGGGUACCCUGCCUCAAGAAGCCAAAGAAAAAGCCUUAUAUCUCACAGCCUUUUCUGUUAUUGGAAUUAGAAAGUCAUUCCACAUAUGUCCAAUUCUGAAAGUCAAUGAUGCUCUAAAUAGAGCGGAGGAGUAUCUCUUUAACUGCAUCAAAAAUGCCCAGAGCACAUUUACUUUGGCAAUUUCUGCAUAUGCUCUUGCCCUUGGCGAUUUAAACAAUCCAGGUGUACGCUCUGUCUUUUCUCAGCUAAAGAAGGAAGCUUAUGUCAAAGGUGAUCCACCCUUUUAUAGAUUUUGGAAAGACACUCUCCGAAAGAAAGAUUCUUCUAUGCCUAGCAGUGCAACAGAGCAGAUUGUGGAAACUACUUCAUAUGCCUUGCUUGCCAGUUUGCUUUUAGGAGAGAUGAAUUAUGUCAAACCAAUUAUCAAAUGGUUAUCUGAAGAACAAAGAUAUGGUGGUGGAUAUUUUUCCACCCAGGACACGGUUAACGCCUUAGAAGGCCUGACGGAAUAUUCACUCCUUACCAAGCGACUUGAAUUGAACAUGAACAUUAAAGUGGCAUACAAGAACAAAGGUGUCUUCCACAAUUAUAGAGUGACAAAUGAACAUAGCCUAGGGAGAUCUGUGGAGGUGCCUCUGAAUGAUGACCUAGUUGUGAGCACUGGAUUCAGCAGUGGUUUAGCUACAGUACUUGUGAAGACUGUGUUUCACAAAAUUGGUACCUCUGAAGAGGUGUGUAGCUUUGAGUUGAAAAUUGAAGUCAAGGACUCUCAAGAUGAUAGCCAGUCCUUCUACAAAUAUAGUGAAACCAAGAGCAAACGUGUUUUAGCAUGUGCCAGGUACAAACCCAGUCCCAGAGAACCAUAUUCAGAGUCUUCCCAUGCAGUGAUGGACAUAGCUUUGCCCACUGGAAUAGGCGUAUAUACAGAAGAUCUAGCACUACUUACUGAUGGGAUAGAUAAUCUGUUGACUGAUUAUCAAAUAAAAGAUGGACAUGUUAUUCUGCAGCUGGAUUCAAUUCCAUCCGAUGAGUUACUUUGCGUUCGAUUCCGAAUAUUCGAGCUUUUUCAUGUUGGACACCGGAGCCCUGCUACAUUCGCUGUAUAUGAAUACCACACACCAGAUAAGCAGUGCACUGUAUUUUAUGACCCUUUCGGGAAUAGACAACUUGACAAAGUGUGUGAAGGAUCAGCCUGCAAGUGUGUUGAAGCGGAAUGUGGCCAAAUGCAGAAAGAAUUUGAUCUCACCAUCUCUGCUAAUGCCAGAAAAGCAACUGCAUGCCAAAAAGACAUUGCUUAUGUCUACAAAGUCGAAAUUUUGUCCUUGACUAAAGAGAACAGUUUUAUUAAGUACACAGCAACCCUUCUAGAUAUCUACAAGACUGGCACAUCUUUUGCCCAGAAAGACUCUCAAAUCACAUUCCUUAAAAAAGAAAGUUGCACUAAUGUUGAUAUUAAAAAACACAAGCAAUAUUUGAUUAUGGGAAAAGAAGCCCUUCAGAUAAAAUCAGGUUUCAGUUUCAAGUUCAUCUAUCCUUUAGAUUCCUUGACCUGGAUUGAGUACUGGCCUUCAGAUGAAGAUUGUUCACACUGUCAGAAUGUCAGGGCCACUUUGGAAGAAUUUUCUGAUGACCUCUUUUUCAGUGGCUGUGAUGAUAUUUAAAAUUCUAUUUGGAAAAAAAUGCAUUUCCUCAUUCCUUAAACCUGUUUUCUCUGCUUUUUAGUAGUUGUUUCUGCUCUUUUUAACAUUCAUGUUGAGUUUAAGUCAGAAAAUUCCAUUUGCUUAUAUUUACUGGCACCUGUUUUCAGAUGAUAAUGAUUUUAAGGUUUUUAGCUACUGCCUUGAGGGGAAAUGUGGAAGAAUAUGUACAAGUUAUUGGAAACCAGAUAAAAUAAAUUGGAAUGCCACAUAAAAUAAUCAGAGGAAUGCCACAUUAUGCCAAAGUAAUGACCUACUGAAACGCAAUCUCUUCUGAAAACAUACCCUCUCUUUUAAUAGGAAAACAUUAGGAAAAAGAGAACUGAUAAUUAAAACUGUAAUUUGUAUUAAAAAUUA
Ornithorhynchus anatinus (platypus) is the source of this 5510-nucleotide messenger RNA. It is a transcript of the gene C5, whose product is annotated as complement C5. Gene Ontology annotation, cellular component: extracellular region. The record is from RefSeq and is a predicted model, not a curated record. The transcript is spliced from 41 exons. The coding region runs from base 63 to 5117 and encodes 1684 amino acids. NCBI's taxonomy places the organism in Eukaryota, Metazoa, Chordata, Mammalia, Monotremata, Ornithorhynchidae. Gene Ontology annotation, molecular function: endopeptidase inhibitor activity; protein binding.